AUGGCCGUCGCCGUCCAACAAUCCGUCGAACCACAAAGCGCGGCCAUCCUCGAGCAUCGCAGCUUGACAGAGCCCGAGAAGGUGGGACUAGAUUUCGAUACGCUCAAAAGGAAAUAUCAAGAAGAACGCGACAAAAGACUCAAAAAUGGCGGUAUCAACCAGUACACCAUUAUACAGCCCUCCAGCAAGGCGGCAGAAAAGUUCCUAGACGAUCCCUACGUUAAGCCAGGUUUCACACGCAACCCGCUCCAGCUUGACACCGAUGUGAUUAUUAUUGGCGGAGGCUUUGGCGGACUCCUGUGUGCUGUGCGGCUAUUAGAGCAGGGCAUCACAAACUUUCGGAUUAUUGAGAAAGGUGGUGAUUUUGGGGGCACCUGGUACUGGAAUCGAUAUCCCGGAGCACAGUGUGAUAUCGAGGCCUACGUGUAUAUGCCACUACUUGAGGAGACCAACUACGUGCCUUCUGAAAAAUACACCCAUGCAUCUGAACUACUCGAGCACGCACAUCGGAUCGGAACUCACUACGGGUUAUACGAGAAAACCCUGUUUCAAACCGAGACUCUGAAGUUGCAGUGGAACGAAGGCACAGCUCGGUGGGACGUCGAAACAAACCGAGCAGACACUAUCUCUACCCGCUUCAUUAUCCCAGCUGCGGGUCCGCUUCAUCGACCAAAGCUCCCAGGUGUCCCUGGCAUAGACUCGUUCAAGGGUCACGUUUUCCACUCCUCGCGCUGGGACUAUGACUACACCGGAGGUCACAACCGCGGAGGUCUAACGAAAUUGGCCGACAAACGGGUUGGGAUCAUCGGAACUGGCGCGACAGCCGUACAGAUUGUACCCCAUGUCGGCGCUACGGCUAAGCAGCUUUACGUCUUUCAGCGCACUCCAUCGAGUAUUGACGUCCGAAACAAUCGACCGACGGACCCCCUGUGGGCGAAGUCCCUCCCAAAGGGAUGGCACCAAGCGCGCAUGGACAACUUCGACACCGUCAUUGCCGGUGGGUAUGUCGAGGAAGACUUGGUGGCCGACGGCUGGACGGAUAUCCUGAGAAACCUGUGGCCACGCAAUACCGGAAAGGAUGUCGCCACCAUGGAUCCGGCACAGAUUGCGGCGAAGAUCCAACUCGCAGACUAUCAAAAGAUGGAGUCUGUACGUGCACGCGUCGACAGCAUCGUGAAGGACAAGCAGACCGCGGACUCACUGAAGCCGUGGUAUAAUCAGAUGUGCAAGCGGCCGUGCUUCCACGACCAGUACCUUCAGACCUUCAACAGGCCCAAUGUGACGCUAGUUGACACGAAGGGAAAAGGAAUCGACAAAAUCACGCCCGAAGGCGUAAUGGCGAACGGAGUAGUCUACGAACUCGACUGUCUGAUCUACGCCACCGGCUUUGAAUUAGCCACCGACUGGGCUCAACGGACGGGAAUGGAAAUCUACGGGCGCGACGGCAUCACGACGACGGAGAAAUGGAAGAAUGGAUUCCAGACAUUCCACGGCUGGACCAGUCGCGGAUUUCCCAACUGCUUCUUUGUCAACAGCGUCCAGGCCGCCGUAUCACCGAACUUCCUCCACGCGACCGCUGAGCAAGCGAAGCAUUUUGCCUACGUGGUCCGGCGUGCCUGUGACAAGAAGGUCCGCACACUGGAGCCCACCGCCGAGGCGGAGAACGCCUGGGUGCAGCUCUGCGUCGAUUUGGCGGAGCCGCGCCGGAAGUUCCUCGAGGACUGCACCCCCGGCUACUACAACAACGAAGGCGAGUUCGACGACUUGAAGUCGCAGAGGAACGUCAUCUACGGGGGAGGCUCACCGGCGUUCUUCGAGCUGACCAGGAAGUGGAGGGCGGACGAUCGCUUCGAGGGGUUGGACGUGCGCUAUCUAGAAGACUAG
Molecule: messenger RNA, 1884 nt
Organism: Fonsecaea erecta
Lineage: Eukaryota; Fungi; Ascomycota; Eurotiomycetes; Chaetothyriales; Herpotrichiellaceae
Exons: 2
Coding region: 1-1884 (627 amino acids)
Source: RefSeq, a predicted model, not a curated record